GCGCCGCCGCUCUGCGCAUGCGCCGGGGACUCGCGGAGCUCGGGCUGCAGACUCCCGGGCCGGAGCUCCUGUCAGUCGUGGGUCGGUCCCUCUGCCGGCCCACCCCUUCCUCCUUCUCCGGGGGAGGCGCGGUGGAGUCCGCCCCCAGGCUCCCCCAAUGGGGGAGAAGCGGCGACCGCAGCCGUGGAAUAGCCGAGCCGGAGAGUGAGCGGCCCAGGGGCCCGGUUCACCGCGGAGGCCAUGGGCGACCCGGCCCCCGCCCGCAGCCUGGACGACAUCGACCUGUCCGCCCUGCGGGACCCCGCCGGGAUCUUUGAGCUGGUGGAGGUGGUUGGCAAUGGAACCUACGGACAGGUGUACAAGGGGCGGCAUGUCAAGACCGGGCAGCUGGCUGCCAUCAAGGUCAUGGAUGUCACGGAGGACGAGGAGGAAGAGAUCAAGCAGGAGAUCAACAUGCUGAAAAAGUAUUCUCACCACCGCAACAUUGCCACCUACUAUGGGGCCUUCAUCAAGAAGAGUCCCCCCGGGAACGAUGACCAGCUCUGGCUGGUGAUGGAGUUCUGUGGUGCUGGUUCCGUGACUGACCUGGUGAAGAACACAAAAGGGAACGCCCUGAAGGAGGACUGCAUCGCCUACAUCUGCAGGGAGAUCCUCAGGGGGCUGGCCCAUCUCCAUGCCCAUAAGGUGAUCCAUCGAGACAUCAAAGGGCAGAACGUGCUGCUGACAGAGAACGCGGAGGUCAAGCUAGUGGAUUUUGGGGUGAGUGCUCAGCUGGACCGCACUGUGGGCAGAAGAAACACUUUCAUUGGGACCCCGUACUGGAUGGCCCCAGAGGUCAUCGCCUGUGAUGAGAACCCUGACGCCACCUAUGAUUAUAGGAGUGACAUCUGGUCUUUAGGGAUCACGGCCAUCGAGAUGGCAGAGGGAGCGCCCCCUCUGUGUGACAUGCACCCCAUGCGAGCCCUCUUCCUCAUUCCUCGGAACCCUCCACCCCGGCUCAAGUCCAAGAAAUGGUCUAAGAAGUUCAUCGACUUCAUUGACACGUGUCUCAUCAAGGCUUACCUGAGCCGCCCGCCCACCGAGCAGCUGCUGAAGUUCCCCUUCAUCCGAGACCAGCCCACGGAGCGGCAGGUCCGCAUCCAGCUCAAGGACCACAUUGACCGGUCCCGGAAGAAGCGGGGCGAGAAAGAGGAGACGGAGUACGAGUACAGCGGCAGUGAGGAGGAAGACGACAGCCACGGAGAGGAAGGAGAGCCAAGCUCCAUCAUGAAUGUGCCUGGGGAGUCCACGCUCCGCCGGGAGUUCCUCCGGCUCCAGCAGGAGAAUAAGAGCAACUCCGAGGCAUUGAAGCAGCAGCAGCAGCAGCAGCAGCUGCAGCAGCAGCGGGACCCCGAGGCGCACAUCAAACACCUGCUGCACCAGCGGCAGCGGCGGAUAGAGGAGCAGAAGGAGGAGCGGCGGCGCGUGGAGGAGCAACAGCGUCGAGAGCGCGAGCAGCGGAAGCUGCAGGAGCAGGAGCAGCAGCGGCGGCUGGAGGACAUUCAGGCCCUGAGGCGGGAGGAGGAGCGGCGGCAGGCGGAGCGGGAGCAGGAAUAUAUCCGUCACAGGCUAGAGGAAGAGCAGCGACAGCUCGAGAUCCUUCAGCAACAGCUGCUCCAGGAACAGGCCCUACUGCUGGAAUACAAGCGGAAGCAGCUGGAGGAGCAGCGGCAGUCAGAGCGUCUCCAAAGGCAGCUGCAGCAGGAGCACGCCUACCUCAAGUCCCUGCAGCAGCAGCAGCAGCAGCAACAGCAGCAGCAGCAGCAGCAGCAAAUCCUACCUGGGGACAGAAAGCCUCUGUAUCACUAUGGUCGGGGCAUUAAUCCCGCUGACAAGCCAGCCUGGGCCCGAGAGGUGGAAGAGAGAACAAGGAUGAACAAGCAGCAGAGCUCUCCCCUGGCCAAGACGAAGCCAGGCGGCACAGGCCCGGAGCCUGCCGUCCCUCAGGCCUCCCCAGGCCCCCCAGGCCCUCUUUCCCAGACUCCUCCUAUGCAGAGGCCGGUGGAGCCCCAGGAGGGACCACACAAGAGCCUGGUGGCACACCGGGUCCCACUGAAGCCAUAUGCAGCACCUGUACCCCGAUCCCAGUCCCUGCAGGACCAGCCCACCCGAAACCUGGCUGCCUUCCCAGCCUCCCACGACCCUGACCCUGCCAUCCCCACGCCCACUGCUACGCCCAGUGCCCGAGGAGCGGUCAUCCGCCAGAAUUCAGAUCCCACGUCUGAAGGGCCUGGCCCCAGCCCAAACCCCCCAGCCUGGGUCCGGCCAGAUAACGAGGCCCCGCCCAAGGUGCCUCAGAGGACCUCAUCUAUUGCCACUGCCCUUAAUACCAGUGGGGCCGGAGGGCCCCGGCCAGCUCAGGCUGUCCGCGCCAGACCUCGCAGCAACUCCGCCUGGCAAAUCUAUCUGCAAAGGCGGGCAGAGCGGGGCACCCCCAAGCCUCCAGGGCCCCCUGCUCAGCCCCCUGGCCCGCCCAACGCCUCUAGUAACCCGGACCUCAGGAGGAGCGACUCUGGCUGGGAGCACUCCGACAGCGUCCUCCCGGCCGCACAUGGGCGUCUCCCCCAGGCUGGCUCCCUGGAGCGAAAUCGAAGCCGUGUGGGAGGUAUCAGUGACCUCCCUUCUCCUACCCUGCUCGGUCCAGCCUCCACCAAACUGGACAGCUCCCCCGUGCUCUCCCCUGGGAACAAAACCAAGCCUGAUGACCACCGUUCCCGGCCAGGCCGACCCGCAAGCUAUAAGCGAGCGAUUGGUGAGGAUUUUGUGCUGCUGAAGGAGCGAAACUUGGAUGAGGCCCCCCGGCCACCCAAGAAGGCCAUGGACUACUCGUCCUCCAGUGAGGAGGUGGAGAGCAGCGAUGACGAGGAGGAGGAGGGCGAUGGUGAACCAUCGGAGGGCAGCAGAGACACCCCUGGGGGCCGCAGCGAUGGAGACACAGACAGUGUCAGCACCAUGGUGGUUCACGACGUGGAGGAAAUAGCUGGGACCCAGCCCCCAUACGGGGGCGGCACCAUGGUGGUCCAGCGGACUCCCGAGGAGGAACGCAGCCUGUUGCAUGCUGACAGCAACGGCUACACGAACCUUCCAGACGUGGUCCAGCCCAGCCACUCCCCCACUGAGAGCAGCAAAGGCCAGAGUCCCCCCUCAAAGGAUGGCGGCAGUGAUUACCAAUCCCGUGGGCUGGUAAAGGCCCCUGGCAAGAGCUCCUUCACCAUGUUUGUGGACCUAGGAAUCUACCAGCCUGGAGGCAGCGGGGAUACCAUCCCCAUCACAGCUCUGGUGGGUGGCGAGGGAGCUCGCCUGGACCAGCUGCAGUAUGAUGUGAGGAAGGGCUCUGUGGUCAACGUGAACCCCACCAACACCCGGGCUCACAGUGAGACUCCCGAGAUUCGGAAGUACAAGAAGCGAUUCAAUUCCGAGAUCCUCUGUGCAGCCCUUUGGGGGGUCAACCUGCUAGUGGGGACGGAGAACGGGCUGAUGCUGCUGGACCGAAGCGGGCAGGGCAAGGUGUACGGGCUCAUUGGGCGGCGACGCUUCCAACAGAUGGAUGUACUGGAAGGGCUCAACUUGCUCAUCACCAUCUCAGGGAAAAGGAACAAACUGCGGGUGUAUUACCUGUCCUGGCUCCGGAACAAGAUCCUGCACAACGACCCAGAGGUGGAGAAGAAGCAGGGCUGGACCACCGUGGGGGACAUGGAGGGCUGUGGACACUACCGAGUCGUGAAAUAUGAGCGUAUCAAGUUCCUGGUCAUUGCCCUGAAGAACUCUGUGGAGGUGUAUGCCUGGGCCCCCAAGCCCUACCACAAAUUCAUGGCCUUCAAGUCUUUUGCUGACCUCCCGCACCGCCCUCUGCUGGUCGACCUGACAGUGGAGGAGGGACAGCGGCUUAAGGUCAUCUAUGGCUCCAGUGCUGGCUUCCAUGCCGUCGAUGUUGACUCGGGCAACAGCUACGACAUCUACAUCCCUGUGCACGUGAGCUUGGCAGGGCCACGGGAGAACGGGAACUCAGAGUCUAGACCCCAGGCCCGGGUACCAGCGCCCGUCUCCCCCCAGAUCCAGUGCCAGAUCACGCCCCACGCCAUCAUCUUCCUGCCCAACACCGACGGCAUGGAGAUGCUGCUGUGCUACGAAGAUGAAGGCGUCUACGUCAACACCUACGGGCGGAUCAUCAAAGACGUGGUGCUGCAGUGGGGAGAGAUGCCCACCUCCGUGGCCUACAUCUGCUCCAACCAGAUAAUGGGCUGGGGUGAGAAAGCCAUCGAGAUCCGCUCCGUGGAGACGGGACACCUAGACGGGGUCUUCAUGCACAAACGGGCCCAGAGGCUCAAGUUCCUGUGCGAGCGGAAUGACAAGGUAUUUUUUGCCUCUGUCCGCUCUGGGGGUAGCAGCCAAGUUUACUUCAUGACCCUGAACCGUAACUGCAUUAUGAAUUGGUGAUGGCCGGGCUGGGGCCGCCUACACUGGACCAGCUCCUGCAGCGGACUUCCCCAGCUGUUCCAUGCUCCUCCCUGGGCUUUUGCUUUUAUUGGUUUGAUUCACUGGAGCCUGCUGGGAACAUGACCUCUGACCCCUCCCAUGCUUUUGUGAUCAUGUGACCAUCCUUCCCCCACCAUGUUCUCUCCCUUAAACUGUGCCUCUCCCCCCAACUUCUGGGAGGGGUACAGCUUCUUACCAGGAGUAGAGUGGGCCUUCUCUUGCCCUUUCUCCACUUAGGAGAGUGCUUGGGGCUCAGACCCCUUUCCCCACUGCUGCUGACUGGGCAGGGCCCUGGACCCCUUUAUUUGCACGUCAGGGGAGCCGGCUCCCCCCUUGAAUGUACCAGACUCUGGGGGGGUCACUGGGCCCUAAGUUCUAAGGUGGGGUCACCAGCCACUCCAGGGGCAGGGACCAUUUCCUCAUUUUCUGAAAGCACUUUAAUGAUUCCUUUCCCCUUCAAACCCCAGGGAAUGGAGGGGGGACCCCAUCAACCAAAACAUUCCCCCUUCCCAGCCCCUGUCCGUCAUAGCCUCUCCCCUGCCCUGGUGGAGGGAGGGAGCGGGUGCUCUCACCUCCACGCCCCUUGCUUGCAUCUGUACAUAGUGAGAGCAGCAGGUAACCUCUCCUCCCGCCCUGCCCCUCCUCAAUGUAGUGGCCUUGGACAUCCCGUUUGUUAAUAAAGACAGUUCAACCAGCUCCA
Molecule: messenger RNA, 5215 nt
Organism: Cavia porcellus (domestic guinea pig)
Lineage: Eukaryota; Metazoa; Chordata; Mammalia; Rodentia; Caviidae
Gene: Mink1
Product: misshapen like kinase 1
Exons: 33
Coding region: 241-4476 (1411 amino acids)
Biological process (GO): protein phosphorylation
Molecular function (GO): ATP binding; protein kinase activity
Source: RefSeq, a predicted model, not a curated record